AAUAGCUAUCUGCAUCGAAAUGUUAAAAGAAUACCUGUACACUUGCCUUAUACUCGGUCUAGUCUAUAGCAACACUUAUGCCCUGCCGAAUGGAACAUUGUGUAUGGACUGCACGGAGAGAAACAGGGAGUGCACCAUACAGCAGACGGGAUACAGUGUAAUCAAGCAAACCGACAAUUCCUUGAGAAAGAUCAGGCGAGGCCUAUUAUAUGUACCCGUGGCCAACUGCCUUCCGAUGGGCAUGCAAAUCAAUGCGACCACGUUCGAGGCUCUGUGUGUUUGGUCACCUAAGCUGGGAUGCCAGGUUAUGAUACACAAGUUCAGGAAGAUGCAAAUGUUUUGCAACGAUUGCAUACCGCCCUUUGAGCCCCUCAACGAUGGUGUGACACGAUGUCCCUGCCAUGGCUUCAGAUUGAUUGACUCCGGCUCGGGAGACUUACACAGCGGUCCCCUAAAAUUCCUGAUUGCAUUUCAUUUAGUGCAGCGGUUAAUGCUUGAGUAAAAAAAGUUUUUAGA
This is a messenger RNA of Drosophila kikkawai, 516 nucleotides long. RefSeq lists its product as uncharacterized. Lineage: Eukaryota; Metazoa; Arthropoda; Insecta; Diptera; Drosophilidae. The record is from RefSeq and is a predicted model, not a curated record.